AUGGCUAAGUCUCACUGUUUGGUUCCUUUGGCCUUUUUCGUGGCUUUCUUCGUACAAGCAAUGUCAGCUGGCACUGACAGUAAUUGGUAUGAUGCUCAUGCAACCUUCUAUGGUGACAUGAAGGGUGGAGAUACAAUGCAGGGUGCUUGUGGUUAUGGUAAUCUCUUCAAGCAAGGCUAUGGACUUGAGACUGCAGCACUAAGCACAGCUCUAUUCAACAAUGGACUCACAUGUGGUGCAUGUUUUGAGAUAAAGUGUGUCAAUGAUCCCCAAUGGUGCAAAAAGAAUGCAGGCUCAAUAAGAAUUACCGCAACAAAUUUUUGUCCUCCCAAUUACUCCAAACCUGAUGGCAAUUGGUGCAACCCUCCACUAAAACACUUUGACUUGUCCAUGAAAAUGUUCACCACCAUUGCUUUUUACAAAGCAGGGAUCAUCCCUGUUCAAUAUCGUCGUGUUCAAUGCACCAAAAAUGGUGGUGUCAAGUUUGAAAUCAGAGGGAACCCUUAUUGGUUGCUUGUUUUGGUGUACAAUGUUGGCAAUGCUGGUGAUGUUUCUAGUGUGAGCAUCAAAGGGUCUAAGUCUAACACUGGAUGGCUUCCUAUGUCACACAAUUGGGGACAACAUUGGGUUACCGGGACUAAUAUUGUAGGACAAGCCUUGUCAUUUAAGGUGACCACAAGUGAUGGUAAAAUGUUGGAGUUUGAUGAUGUUGCCCCUACCAAUUGGCAAUUCGGACAAACCUACGAAGCCAAUAACAAUUUUCAGAUGUGUUGA
Gastrolobium bilobum is the source of this 774-nucleotide messenger RNA. Its product is annotated as expansin-A23-like. Bases 1 to 774 code for a protein of 257 amino acids. The transcript is spliced from 2 exons. Gene Ontology annotation, cellular component: extracellular region. Gene Ontology annotation, biological process: plant-type cell wall organization. NCBI's taxonomy places the organism in Eukaryota, Viridiplantae, Streptophyta, Magnoliopsida, Fabales, Fabaceae. The record is from RefSeq and is a predicted model, not a curated record.